Messenger RNA from Puccinia graminis f. sp. tritici CRL 75-36-700-3, 2045 nucleotides. RefSeq lists its product as uncharacterized. The record is from RefSeq and is a predicted model, not a curated record. Gene Ontology annotation, biological process: 'de novo' NAD+ biosynthetic process from L-tryptophan. Bases 69 to 1817 code for a protein of 582 amino acids. The transcript has 2 exons. Lineage: Eukaryota; Fungi; Basidiomycota; Pucciniomycetes; Pucciniales; Pucciniaceae. Gene Ontology annotation, molecular function: heme binding; metal ion binding; indoleamine 2,3-dioxygenase activity. Gene Ontology annotation, cellular component: cytoplasm.
GCGGUUCCUAUUAUCCAUCAGUCUUUCGUCUUUCCACUGGCGAACUAAUUAAUCCAUAGAAAGUCGAGAUGUUGACUCCAGCAAGCUUGAACUCUGAUCACUUCUUGAGCCCUCAGAAAGUCUUCCUAGGAUCGAACUCGUCUGGUUCUUCUUCUUCCUCUUCUUACGCGAACUCCAAGCUUGCAACAGCGUCCUCAUCGGCUCGUCAAUUUUUCGACUCGAGCGAUUCUACCGAUACCACCACACUCGCCUCGGCUGAUUUUGAUGUCGAUGUCCGAUCCGGCUUCCUAUCACCUUCAGCUCCUUUGAAAAGAAUCAGCAAUCCAGUCUAUCAACCCUGGGAGGAUGCUUUAGAGACAAUUAGCAAAUCAAUAUCCCAAACAGCAGAUCAAGAUCAAGAUACAAAACUGAUCGAAAUUGAGGAAUGGAAGAAAUUCAUCGCUUCCGAACUCCCGGUCUUGAAUAUUGAUCCUCUAAGAAAUGAUAUUGUUGAGAUGCGCCGGGCUCACCUUGUCCUGGCAUUCUUGACCCACGCCUUUGUCCAUUCCUUGUCAUCCAACCAACCCUCUCUCGCUGAAACACAAACCCUCAUUCCUCUUUCUUUGGCCGUCCCAUUCUCUGCAAUCAGUCUAGCUUUGGAUAUGCCUCCCGUUCUAACUUACGCCGACACGGUUUUAUAUAACUGGUCAUUCAAAGAACCUCGACUUGGAUUCACAGCUGAGAAUGUUGAAAUCCCAACAACCUUCACACGAUCGGACUCCGAAAGACACUUUUAUAAGACUUCAGUACUGGUAGAGGCGCUCGGCCCAGAAUGUCUGAAGUUGAUGCGCUCAUCAUUGGAUGAGGCAUUCAUGGAGGAUGAGAUCUCAGUCAAACGAAUCGGAAACAAUUUGGGGAGACUGGCGAAACAAAUUGAUCGGAUAUCAAAGGUUCUGAGUGACGUCCGAGCCGGAUGUGAUCCUCGAACGUUCUACUGGGAGAUCAGGCCUUGGUUUAUUGGUGGACGAUGGAUCUGGGAAGGCGUUCAAAUUGAGGAAAAUAACAAAGGGAAAACUGCAGAACAAGCAAGAGAAUUUCUCGCGGAAAGCAAAUGGAAAGAAACUGAGUAUGGAGGGCCAAGUGCUGGACAGAGUACUCUGAUUCACGCAAUCGACGUCUUCCUAGGAGUCGACCACGAGCCGAAUCUGCAAGAACUCUCGAGCGGAAUCCAGGAUGAGGAAACUUUUAUGAACAGGAUGUCAACCUAUAUGCCUCACCAUCAUCGGCUGUUCCUCAAACAGUUAUCUCGCUCCUGCUUGACCCAGCGUGGUCAACCUAACUUGAUCCGAUCAAUCGUCAUCAAUCACCAAGAUCAGAAAUUCAAAUCCGGCCCAAAUAACUUGAAGGAAAAUUAUAAUCUUUGCAUUCAAUCUCUAGAGAAUCUAAGAAAGACCCAUACUCAAAUCGUUUCUCUAUUCAUCAUCUGUCAGAAAAAUUCUUCGCCUCCCGAUCAGUUAUCAGCCUUGAAUUCAACUGAACGUACCCAUCCGUCAUCAUCCACUGCCCCGUGUAACCAAUCAGUCAGUCACGUUGAUUCGCUGGAUGAAAAGCUCAAAGAUCUCACCAAUCGAAAUGGGAAUACAAAGCAGCAAGAAAAUCCAAAUAAGCUACUUGAAGAACGUUCCACAGACAAUCAUACUCAGCCGGAGCCAACGGCGGUCAAACUCGCAGAUCAUGGAGAAAGUCAAAGGGAGAUUCUGAAGGGCACAGGUGGGACUGACUUGUCGAAAUUCUUGAAACGCUGUAAACUGCGCACUACUCAAGCCUUUCUCGAUUGAGUAACAAUUCAGUAUACGGUGCUGCCCCCCCUUCGCUCUCUUCUCAUGUAUUCAUCCAUUGAUGAUGUGUUUUUAAUUCACUUGCUACAUAUGCAACUGUCGUUCAUUCAAGGGAAAGAAACAUCAAUAAUAGUCAUAGAAAUGGUCAUCAUAAUGAUCUGAUGUUGUGUAUUUAAGUGACAUAUUCCAAUUAUCAGUAUGAAAUGUACCUCACGAAAAUCUUACCUU